AUGGCCCGAGGCGAUGUAGAUGACAUUGGUAAACACUGUCAGAUGGAGUAUUGUGGGAGGCUCGACUUCCUGCCUUUCCCGUGUCAAUGGUGCAACAAAGACUUUUGUGUUGAUCACAAGAGCAUAGAAGCGCACAAAUGCCCCGACGUGAAGAGUGUAGAGAAUGGGACCAGCACGACAUAUGCACAUGAAUCCGGUCGUGAACGCCCCUGCUCAAAACCGUCCUGCAAGAACGUCAUCGACACUCCUCUCAUAGGCGGCGUAGACUGUCCACGAUGCAACAGACGAUACUGCAUGACACACCGCCACGAAGAGCAGCACGACUGCAAAAACCUCAUACCGAUUGGCGCCCGCCCAUCUACCGUGCAGCAGCGGACACAAUCGGCGCUGUCGAAGCUGAAGCUCUGGGCGGAAAACAAGCGGAACGAGGACGAGAAGAGGCAAUCCGGCCCUAAGAAGUCUGGAUUUCUUGGGCUGGGCAGGGGCUCCAACUCGAGCGCAGCUGUGUCUGCGCAGGUCGAGUUGAACGCACUGAAGAGGGCGGCGAAAGGCGAUGCCAAGGUCCCACCAGAGAAGAGGAUCUACUUGCACGUCGAAGCAUCGACCGACACCACCAAGGCCAAGUAUCCAACGGGGAAGUUUUUCUACAGCAAAGACAUCACUGUGGGACGAGUCUUGGACAUGGCAGCAAAGGCGUUGCAGGUGGAGAACGUGAACAACCGCGGCGGUGGAGAGCAGGACAAGCUGCGCGUGUUCCACGUGCAAGCCGGGCGGUUGCUGAAGUUCAGUGAGAAGAUUGGAGACGUGUGUCUGAGCGGCAACAUGAUCGUUCUGCUGAGAGGCGUCGGCGAUGGAGAGGCAAAUCUCAUCGACCUAUGA
Molecule: messenger RNA, 879 nt
Organism: Ascochyta rabiei
Lineage: Eukaryota; Fungi; Ascomycota; Dothideomycetes; Pleosporales; Didymellaceae
Exons: 2
Coding region: 1-879 (292 amino acids)
Cellular component (GO): cytoplasm
Molecular function (GO): zinc ion binding
Source: RefSeq, a predicted model, not a curated record